AUGACAUCCGAAGAGGUCCUGCAUGUGAAUACCCCCAUCCGGGACAGCAUGUCCAUGUCCAAGAUGGCGGGUACCACUGUCUACCUCAAGAUGGACAGUGCCCAACCUUCUGGGUCCUUCAAGAUCCGUGGCAUCGGGCAUCUCUGCAAGAUGUGGGCUGAGAAAGGCUGUGAGCAUUUCGUCUGCUCCUCAGCGGGCAAUGCGGGCAUGGCAGCCGCCUACGCUGCCAGGAAGCUGGGCAUCCCUGCUACGAUUGUCGUGCCCAGCACCACACCUGAUGUCACCAUCGAGCGGCUCAAAAAUGAGGGUGCCAUGGUCAAGGUGGUGGGCGAGACGUUGGAUGAGGCAUUUGAACUGGCCAAGACCCUGGCGAAGAACAGCCCAGGCUGGGUCUACAUCCCUCCGUUUGAUGACCCCCUUAUCUGGGAAGGCCACACUUCCAUUGUGAAAGAGCUGAAGGAGACACUGAGUGCCAAGCCAGGGGCCAUCAUCUUAUCAGUGGGCGGUGGGGGCCUCUUGUGUGGAGUGGUCCAGGGGCUGCAGGAGGUGGGCUGGAAGGAUGUGCCUGUUAUUGCCAUGGAGACCAUUGGUGCCCACAGCUUCCACGCUGCCACGUCUGCCGGCAAGCUGGUCUCGCUGCCCAAGAUUACCAGUGUUGCCAAGGCUCUGGGAGUGAAGACCGUGGCCCCUCAGGCCCUAAAGCUGUUUAAGGAGCACCCCAUCUUCUCUGAAGUUGUAUCAGACCAGGAGGCUGUGGCUGCCCUUGAGAAGUUUGUGGAUGAUGAGAAGAUCCUGGUGGAGCCCGCCUGUGGGGCAGCCCUGGCCGCAGUCUACAGCCAAGUGGUGCAGAAACUGCAGGGGGAGGGGAAGCUGCGUACCCCCCUGGCCUCUGUCGUGAUCAUUGUCUGUGGGGGCAGUAACAUCAGCCUGGCUCAGCUGCAGGCCCUCAAGGAACAACUGGGCAUGAAGAACGGGUUGUCCAAGUGA
Molecule: messenger RNA, 987 nt
Organism: Chrysochloris asiatica (Cape golden mole)
Lineage: Eukaryota; Metazoa; Chordata; Mammalia; Afrosoricida; Chrysochloridae
Gene: SDS
Product: serine dehydratase
Exons: 7
Coding region: 1-987 (328 amino acids)
Biological process (GO): L-threonine catabolic process; L-serine catabolic process
Molecular function (GO): L-serine ammonia-lyase activity; threonine deaminase activity; pyridoxal phosphate binding
Source: RefSeq, a predicted model, not a curated record